Tremella mesenterica DSM 1558 is the source of this 525-nucleotide messenger RNA. RefSeq lists its product as uncharacterized. The coding region runs from base 1 to 525 and encodes 174 amino acids. The transcript is spliced from 5 exons. Lineage: Eukaryota; Fungi; Basidiomycota; Tremellomycetes; Tremellales; Tremellaceae. The record is from RefSeq and is a predicted model, not a curated record.
AUGUCACAAUUCACCACCGUGCAAACUUCACCUCAUAAGCCUUCUGUGGGCUCUGCAGAUUUUGGUGGAUUGGCAGUGAACAAAAGAUUAAGAAAAGAAUUGAUGACUUUGAUGGUACGUUCUUCCCUUCUCUUCACCUUCAUCUCUGCUUUUCCCGAAAGCGAGAAUAAUCUCUUUAAAUGGCUUGGAACUUUGACAGGACCAGAAGGGACAGUGUACGCCGGACUGACUUUCCGAUUAUCUCUAUCGUUCCCUUCGGAGUAUCCUUACAAGCCUCCAGUAAUACGCUUCGAGACGCCAUGUUAUCAUCCCAACGUGGCGCUGAAAACCGGUGACAUUUGUCUCGACAUCUUACAGGACAAAUGGUCUGCUGUUUAUUCCGUUCAUACCAUCCUCGUCUCUCUCCAAAGUCUCCUAGGAGACCCAAACAACUCUAGUCCUCUCAAUGUCGAAGCCAGUCAAUCUUGGGCUGACCAAACGGGUGAGUUCGUGCCAGGUCUGACAACUUCGCUGAAUCACUGGUGA